AUGAACAACAAAGAAUUCAAUAGAUUAACGUCGGAAAGUAAUUUAGGCCCGAAGGUUCCAGCUCCCACCAAAGACAAACAACCUAAAGGUAAACAAAUGAAAACUAGAAGUAGCAAGAAUGAAGAUCUAGGUGGAGGUAAUGAAAAAGAUGAAGAAGUGGACAAGGAAGGUAAUGGAGGUGAGAUUACCAACAAGAGCAAUGAGCAAUCAAAAAGUUCCGCCAAUCAUGCCGAUGCUACUCAUGCAACCCCCGCAAACAACCCUCCCGGUAACUCAAACAACGAUCCAGUAAACCCAACUGCUACGACUGCAACCGUAUCAACAAAUGCAAGUAAUGUGAAUAAUGUCAGAGCCUUAUUAAGUGCAGGGGAAGGAUACAACCCUCAAAGUGGAAAUGGUCCCAUACUAGGAAUUCGAUAUAUUAAAGACUCUUCUGGUUAA
Molecule: messenger RNA, 441 nt
Organism: Melampsora larici-populina 98AG31
Lineage: Eukaryota; Fungi; Basidiomycota; Pucciniomycetes; Pucciniales; Melampsoraceae
Exons: 2
Coding region: 1-441 (146 amino acids)
Source: RefSeq, a predicted model, not a curated record